Caenorhabditis remanei is the source of this 777-nucleotide messenger RNA. RefSeq lists its product as uncharacterized. The transcript is spliced from 6 exons. Bases 1 to 777 code for a protein of 258 amino acids. NCBI's taxonomy places the organism in Eukaryota, Metazoa, Nematoda, Chromadorea, Rhabditida, Rhabditidae. The record is from RefSeq and is a predicted model, not a curated record.
AUGAGUCAAGAAGCAACCGUGUCGGAUUCAAACGUUCAGAACCGUUACAAAUCCGUCAUGAACAUUUUUCGUCGUGCUUUCAACUUUCGUAAAAAGGGGACAAAACAAGAUGUCGAAGAGAACACUCCACUUGAAAUUGAAAUGCAACCGAUUGCAAAACCUCCAACGCCACCAAAACCUCGCGCUAAAUCUUCUCCAAGCACUAGCAACGUACCAUCUACUUCUGCGGCUAGCACACAACCACGUCGUCGAGGUCUCUACGAAGAUCCAUUUGUAGCUGUUUUAACAGAUGGAACGAUCUAUGUUAAGAACUAUUAUAACUUUAAUGAAUUGGCUGAGUAUCAAAUGUCGGAGUUCCGUUAUGCAUAUGUGAAAAGAAACAGUUGUGUCAUAGAAGCAAAGGAUAUUGACAGAGUCUAUUAUACUCCAGGAGCAACUUACAAAGAUUCGACCGUAUGCAAAAACUGGGGUAUCUGCAUGAAUGAUGUCUGGUGGGCCAGUCAUAUUGAUAGAUUGGAAGACAGUAAUCCACAUACUACCGUAGUUCUUUAUGGCCGUUUUGGGCUACAUGCCGGCCUGUCGGUCGUUAACAUUGACGCAUUUGCUGAAAGUCUCCAAUGUGUUGGCCUUCCGAGAGAUGCUCCGUUCCAAAGUGGUCUUCCGAAUCCCCCUUUGAAAUCAAUUCCACUUCCGUAUAUAGACGAUGACGUAGAAGAAGAAGUUCCGAGAGUACAAACUACCAGCAAAAACCUGAUUGAAACACCGAUACUUCAAUGA